Colletotrichum orchidophilum is the source of this 576-nucleotide messenger RNA. RefSeq lists its product as uncharacterized. NCBI's taxonomy places the organism in Eukaryota, Fungi, Ascomycota, Sordariomycetes, Glomerellales, Glomerellaceae. The record is from RefSeq and is a predicted model, not a curated record. The transcript is spliced from 4 exons. The coding region runs from base 1 to 576 and encodes 191 amino acids.
AUGGCUGCAUUUGGCCCCAACGCAAUGCUUCAUGCCCAAUUCCCAACCCCCAUCAUUCGCCAGGAGCUGCAGAAGUCUAUUGAGAAUAAAGCUCUUGCUGAUAUCGACGACUCAAAGACGACCGUUCUCGUGGUAACGGGCUCCAAGGACAAGGAAAAGAAUGCUGAUAUAGUUAUUGCAUUUGCAAAGUGGUCACACCCUGUCCUUCCCGGCGAAGACUACAUGGAACCGGCCUGGGUUUGGCCAGAAGGCACCGAUCUCAAGGUUCUGGAAGCUUGGACUGCUAAAGCCGCCGAAGCAGAGAGCCGUUCCAUUGGAGAUGCCCCUUGCUAUCGACUCACGUUUAUCGGUACUGAUCCUGCCUAUGGUCAUCAAGGGGCUGGCCACCUCCUCCUAAAAUGGGGCAUCGAGCAGUGCCACGGGAACGGGUCACCUUUAUACCUGGAGAGCUGUUCCUACAGCAUGAACGGCAACUUGAACAAGGCUCCUCGAUUUGGGAAGGUCGAAGAUUUCAACAAGAACGAGUAUGAGCUCUACAAGUUGCACAGCCGCAUCGACGGCAUUGAAUUCUUCUGA